Molecule: messenger RNA, 423 nt
Organism: Pipistrellus nathusii (Nathusius's pipistrelle)
Lineage: Eukaryota; Metazoa; Chordata; Mammalia; Chiroptera; Vespertilionidae
Source: the annotation of a GenBank genome assembly
AUGGCAUCCGUAGACUUCAAGACCUACGUGGACCAAGCCUGCAGGGCUGCCGAGGAGUUUGUCAACGUUUACUACACCACCAUGGACAAGCGGAGGCGCCUGCUGUCCCGCCUCUACAUGGGCACCGCCACCCUGGUGUGGAAUGGAAACGCUGUGACAGGACAGGAGUCCUUGAGUGAGUUUUUCGAAAUGUUGCCUUCCAGUGAGUUCCAGAUCAAUGUGGUUGACUGCCAGCCUGUACAUGAUGAAGCCACCUCAAGCCAGACCACAGUCCUCGUUGUGAUCUGUGGAACAGUGAAGUUCGAAGGCAACAAACAGCGGGACUUCAACCAGAACUUCCUCCUGACUGCCCAGGCCUCACCUAGCAACACCGUGUGGAAGAUUGCAAGUGAUUGCUUCCGGUUCCAGGACUGGACCAGCUAG